This is a messenger RNA of Cokeromyces recurvatus, 746 nucleotides long. RefSeq names its product DNA-directed RNA polymerase. Gene Ontology annotation, cellular component: RNA polymerase I complex; RNA polymerase III complex. The transcript is spliced from 4 exons. NCBI's taxonomy places the organism in Eukaryota, Fungi, Mucoromycota, Mucoromycetes, Mucorales, Mucoraceae. The record is from RefSeq and is a predicted model, not a curated record. Gene Ontology annotation, molecular function: protein dimerization activity; DNA binding; DNA-directed RNA polymerase activity. Gene Ontology annotation, biological process: DNA-templated transcription. Bases 40 to 513 code for a protein of 157 amino acids.
UUUUUUUUUUCUCUCAAAUUUACAUACAUAUUUAGCAUAAUGGCACCAACUAUUAAGGAAGAAAAGGAUACAACUGUUACCAUUAAAGAGGAAGAGGAGCAAAUGGAAUUAGAUGAAAACUCAGAAGUUGAGGAAGAACAUGAAGAAGAAGAAGAUGAUGAAAUGGAUGAAGAGCCCGAUUUGGUUGUUAGUCCUGAUAAAGUCGAAAUUAUUGGUAAUCACGCCGAUGCUACUGCUGUGACAUUUUGUUUUAAAGAUGAAGACCAUACUCUUGGUAAUUCAUUAAGACAUGUUAUUAAUAAGAACCCUGAUGUAGAUUUCUGUGGUUAUUCAAUUCCACAUCCUUCAGAAGCUAAAAUGAAUGUUCGUAUUCAAACUACAGACAAAACAAAUGCGAUAGAAGCUUUGAAGACAGGUCUUUCAAAUUUAUAUGAUUUGGUAGCUCAUGUUCGUCAAGCUUAUGAAGAAGAUUUAGCAAAGAAGGAGUAUAUUGAAUUUGAGGAAGUUGCAUAAAACUUUCAACUAAACAACUUUCUUAAUUUUUGUAAUAUAAAACUUGUGCAGAUAUACAUAUAUGAAUUUUAUUUUGGAUUAUAAAGCUUUUUAUAGUGUCUAUAAACAGAUAUCAUUGAAUUAUAGAUUUUAUUUUUGUGUGUGUGUGUGGCUCUGAGAUACUAAAUUCUAUUAAACUUAGUAGUAUAAAAAAAAUAUACAAAAAUUUACAAGAUAGAUUUCUUAAAAAAAAA